GAAUACUUCUUUUGCCUGCAUCUUUUGGGGUAGAAGAAGAAAUAAACUGUCAGAAGUUCUCACUUAUCUCUUCUGUGGGAAUUUUGUUGUCAUACUUCAGCGUAGAUGCAGAGUAAAGCAGUCCAAGAUCUAAGGAAAACUGUGGGAUAUGAACCCCUAUGCAGCUGUGACUGCUAGUUAUAAGAAAAGCUUUGAGUCCUCGGGGAGCAAAGGCUGGAGUUCAUGGUCUGUGAAGAAGUUUGAGACAGAGGUCUGAUUGAUAUUUUCUUUUGGUGCACAAACAAAACUCAUUUUCACAAGUGACUCUUGUCACAUUUGUUGAUGGUAUUCACAACAGUUCAAGGGACCUUAACGUUGGGUUAGCAUUUGGACUAAGCAUGGUUUCAACUCAGCUGUUUCUGCUACUGAGCAACUUCUGCUUAGCACUUCAAGUAAUGUCUAUCUUUUCCAGUGAGCAGCUUAUGCUCGAUGACUGUGAAGAGCCCGUCGCUUCCAGGAAUGUAUUAUCUCUGGCAGAAGUCUUGUUAAUGUCAGUUAUUGAUAAGUGAGAAGGUAAACAUGUGGCUCAUUCAGAACUGCACUUUCAGUGCUUUACCACUAGUCUGUUUUCAUGCACACGGCAGACCUCCAAAGAAAAAUUCUUCUACUAAGCCUUGAAAAAUGUGAUUUAGAGAUUCUUACUCUUGCUGAAUGCAAGGACACAGAGGACCAGAUCCUGAACUUCUAUAAAUAGAUCAAUUUCAAUAAAGUUACGGCAGUUGACAUCAAAUGAAGAUCUGGCCUUCACUUUAUGGGAUACUCUCUUGAGCUGCUGGAUGGAACUGACACUGGAGAGAGCCUUGAUGUCAGCGCAGCUGUGCAGAUUUUGUCAGUGGAUUUACCACCCUUCUCCCCCACCAUUCUUUUCUGCACCGUUUCCAAAAUUUCAAAUUCAAAAUCUAGGCAGAAAUGUUCCUGUCCUAUCUGUUCCAUAUCCCCGCCCUCAUUAGUUCACUUUAAAGGGAGUAAAACAUCUGUUUCCAAGUACAGCUGUGUGGUAUGUACGCUUUUUUUUUUCUCUGUACAAAAUCGCUAAAUCUGGCCAUUUAUGACAGAUUUUAUAGGAGCUGGAGUUGGGCUGUGCAAAGUUCACCUCAUUAAGAGCAAACUCAAACCAAAUAAAAGCAGAGAAUAAUAGCAUUAAAAAAACGUGGGCCAUGAAUGUCAGAGCGUAUGUAUUAGGAAUUGGUAGGAAAUGAAGGGGAAAGUACAGAUAUAUAAACAUAAACUAGGAGGUUGAUUUUUUUUUUUUUUUCCAAAAGGAAACGCACAUGGCAUUGGAGUGUCUACAGAAAGGGAACUUUGGCACAGAACACAGUGUUGAAUCCAGCAGACUUACUGAUUGGGGUCAUGUCGGUCAAACUCACAUUCGUCUCUUCUGGUGAUGGAGGUGGUAUCAGUAGGAGUUGUUCCUUCACUGGAUUCAGCACUGUGCAGAGCAGAAAAUUAGCAAAGUCUCUCAGCAGAAGCUCAGUAAGAUCAAGAAUGUCAUUGAAAUCCCCUAAGGCUUAUUCUUCACUGCAGAAAGGGGCAGUCAUCUGGGAUCCAAAACCACUGCAGGUGAAGAAAAUUUUUGAAGCUUUGAAGAAAGGACUUAAUGAGUACCUAGAAGCACAUCAGGCUGAAUUGGAUUAUCUCUCUGAUCGACACAAAGAUACAAAAAGGAACUCCAGAUUGGCCUUCUACUAUGACCUUGAUAAGCAAAUUCGCUCUGUGGAGAGAUACAUUAGAAAACUGGAAUUCCACAUAAGCAAAGUAGAAGAACUCUAUGAAGCUUAUUGUAUCCAGUGCAGACUACGAGAUGGCGCCACUAAUAUGAAACGUGCCUUUUCCUUGUCUCCUUCCACCAAAGCCUCCAGGGAGAGCCUAGUGGAGCUCUAUAAGAACUUUCAGGAGUGUACAGAGGACAUGUGCUUCAUAGAAGGGGCGUUAGAGGUCCAUUUAGGAGAGUUUCACUUGAAGAUGAAAGGCUUGGUGGGAUUUGCACGUCUCUGCCCAGGUGACCAGUAUGAGGUUUCUGUGCGACUGGGGCGCCAAAAAUGGAAGUUGAAAGGCAAGAUCGAGACUGAUGACAGCCAAACAUGGGAUGAAGAAGAAAAGAUCUUUAUACCCAAUCUCCAUGAGCAGUUUGAAAUCAAGGUGACAGAACUGCGAGGACUGGCCACAGUUCUAGUUGGUGUCGUGACAUGUGACAGCAUAAACUUCUUUACAGCCAAGCCUCAAGCAAUCAUUGUGGAUAUAACUGAACUGGGCACUAUCAAGCUACAGCUGGAAGUCCUCUGGAACCCCUUUGAUGCAGAGAACCUGUUCCUGUCGCCUGGAACCACGUCCAAGUUUUCUGUGGGUAGCAGGAAGAGCUCUCUGUACAACUGGACCCCUCCAAAUACUCCCAGCUUCAGAGAGAAGUACUACCUGUCUGUUUUGCAACAAAGACAGAACCAAGGGGAUGUAAGUGGUGAAGCUCAGCCUCCUAGCAUAUUGAGUUACUUGGCUGCCUGUGAUUUUGAUACACACGAGAGAAGUAAACCUCACAGUCCAGCAGAGACAAGUGAAGGAGACUCGUUCAGCUCUGAGGAUCAGAGAGGGACAGAAUCCAGAACUACACUUCCAGCUCUAGACCAUAGGACACUGCCAUUGAUGAUUAUUCAAGAGACUUGUGCAGAAGAGCAAAAGCCUCUUCCAAAUCAUGCAACUCUAGAUAUUCUGAAGAAGACUCCAUGUGUGGACACAUUUUCAAGUAACCCAUCUAGUUUCCUGAGUCGUGGAAAAGGCGGUAGAAGUUUAAACCAGACCAGAAGUCGCCAUCUGACAGAACAAGAAAGCCUUAGCCAGAAAAGCUUGAAUGCUGCAAAUGAUGUAAAACUGGAUGGAUGUACAAAGUCAAUUGACAAGACUCUCCAAGAAGUGUUUAAUUUGCUAAAAUUCCAUGGUGUUGGUCAAGCCCAGCUGGAGAAAUUGGAAUACCAAAUUUUAACUCUGAGGGAUAAAUUAAAGCUAAGGACACUUCAUCACAAACAUUCAUCUGUGGAAAGUUUAAUGGUGGAGACGGUGCUGGAAAGUUUUAACUUUUUAAAUGCUGACUGUAGUGCUGAUGAGAUUUCAUUAUUUGGAAGCAUAAGAACAGCCAGUAUCAGCAGCACGUACAAUGACAACACGUUUCAGUCCCUGAGCUGUGAUACGAAAACAGAAACAAGAGAUGUAACUACGGGAGAUGACAACUUAGAUGUGCUUUUAAUAACUCAUCUGAAGCUGUGCAAAGCUCUUCUGCAGAAACUGAGGUCACCAAAUGUUGCCCAGAUCAUCCAAGAGAAUGUUUUGGAAGAAGUGUCAGAGCAGUUGCGAGUCCUGGGGGAUGUCUUGGAUUUGUCUGUUGAAGAAAUUAUUCAGAAGACUAAGAAGAAGAAGCACUAUCUGAAAAUCUGGAGUGAUGUUGCAGAACCUGGCAGUAUCUUCUUUGCUUCAGCAGAAAGAUUCCGUCACGUACUGAAGUACAUGUUGGCAGUCAAAGUGAAGGAAAAGUACCCUGGCCAAUUAGAAGCAGUUUUGCAAAGACUGCUAGAGCAGAUCGUCACCUGUGAUGGCUUGCUGCCUUCUCCAUAUCUCCAAACAGAACCAGUUACUUUAUUCCAAUUUUACAGCUACCUGGAGAAACACCGGAUUACAAGCCUGGAAAAACACGUAGGAAGACUUGCUAAAGAAGUGAUGCUAAUUGAGGAGCUACAGUGCCCUGGACGGCUGAAGACCCUUAAAAAAUUGAAAGGGAAGCGUCUGAAUCGGCUCCAGCCUCUACCGCAGACUUUGCGGCUACUUGGGAUUUUACAGCUUGAUGACAACCACCGCGUCAGCAAAGCAGCCACAUCCUGCCUCUCCCGUGCAGCAGCAAACAAGAACUUUAGGGAAAAGGCUCUCCUUUUUUACACUGAUGUUUUAGUUGGCUGUGAUACAAGACUUCAGCAAGCUGCGUGUUUGGCCCUUAAAAAUCUCAGAGGCAUAGAGAGUAUUGAGCAGGUUGCCCACCUGUGCCAGUCUGAAACAGAGGAUGUAAGGAAUGCAGCCAGGGAAACAACGCUGUCCUUUGGUGAAAAGGGACGACAAGCCUUUGAGAAAAUGGACAGGAUUUGCUGUGAAUUGAGGGAUGCUGUGCAGCAGGAGGCUGAAAUUGAGAUCACAGUAUUCUAGUAGUGGAGUAUAAGGAGCUAAGUCAUUCUUUCCUCACAGCUACUUAUGGGUACCCGAGGGUUUACUUUUGUUGCUUAUUAGCAUCUUUACUUUCACUCUGCUAUGUACAUGCUGCCUACUGACAGUAGUUUUGUUUCCAAGGUGGACACAGUUUGCAAUCUAAAUCAAAUAGACUGGAAUCUUUGUUUUUUCUUUUCACUUUCAGUAUUGAUAAUCUGAAAUGCUGAAGAAAAAAACAAACUGGGAUCUGUAAGAAUGUCAAACCAGGCUGCAGCAUGAUUGAAGCCUACGUCACAGAACUGGCUGCGCCCACACAAACUCAGUUGUGUGCCAUCUGUUCUGUUUGCAUUUCUGCAAAGAAUGAAAUGAUGGUGCUCCAAUAGUCCAUCCUAGAACCUUGCUGACAGCCAGUUGUUUACAUCAGCUGCCGUGUGAAUUAGAAAAUCUAGCAGUAUUGCUUGCUGGUUUCUCUUUUUUUAAUAGAAUUUUGCUGCAGAAGGAACAAUGGCUCCUUGUUUCAAAAGCUUUUUUUUUUUUUUUUUUUUUUAAAUCAGUGCAACGUAGGACAGGCUUCUUGAGCAGGGAUUGGCAAGGACAAAUAGUGUAUAUCCUCUGCAGCUGACAAGGGGAAGUUAUUUAUCAUAUUAGCCAUGUACAAAUCAGACUGCCAUACAGACGGAGCUGUGUAAGCUUUUUAGGAAAAAAAGCAUUUUCUUCCUUUAGCCAUAGGUCAAGGUUUGUAUAAUCACAUGCCCACUGCCAGGCUCCUUACUCUCCGCUGGUAACCAUGGUGGUAACCAUGAUGUGAAGUCUGGCUACAGGUAAAAUACUUGAAAAAGCCUGUGUGUAUAUAUUUUAUAUAUAAUACUUUUUCUAUUCAGUAUUUAUUUGUUGGAUUUCAUACUUUCUGGACUUCUAAUAAAACUUUUGAGACAAACCCUGCACAUCCUUCAUGUGGCCGUACAGACAGAGUGAUGGGGAGAGGUGCAUCUGAACGGCAAUUUAGGUUCUGCAUUCCAAGCCAGGCUGUGUGUCCACUAUAUUCUUCAUCCACCCCGUCCUAUCUGCUCUGCCAGCUUCAGGCUGGUGCAGUCCAAGCAGGCUGGGCUGCUGCUGUGCUAUCAGUAUUGCCUUGGAACGUGCAGCAUCCUGAAACCCCGCAGCUCUUCUCUCCUGAGCUCUGAACUGCGGUGUUCAGGUCAUGCUGCCGCAUAGCAAGCUUUAACCGCACUCAGAGGCGGUCGCUCAUAGAUUUUGUAACUCUGCUUUU
Centrocercus urophasianus (Greater sage-grouse) is the source of this 5488-nucleotide messenger RNA. It is a transcript of the gene RIPOR3, whose product is annotated as RIPOR family member 3. The coding region runs from base 1390 to 4218 and encodes 942 amino acids. The record is from RefSeq and is a predicted model, not a curated record. NCBI's taxonomy places the organism in Eukaryota, Metazoa, Chordata, Aves, Galliformes, Phasianidae. The transcript has 23 exons.